Molecule: messenger RNA, 3639 nt
Organism: Leptopilina boulardi
Lineage: Eukaryota; Metazoa; Arthropoda; Insecta; Hymenoptera; Figitidae
Exons: 23
Coding region: 133-3171 (1012 amino acids)
Molecular function (GO): monooxygenase activity; iron ion binding; oxidoreductase activity, acting on paired donors, with incorporation or reduction of molecular oxygen
Source: RefSeq, a predicted model, not a curated record
UUGUUAAUAAACUAUCUCGUGAUAUACAUUAAAUUUUCAAUUAAUGUUUAAUUAAUAUAUAAACAGCAAUUUUAUUAAAAAUAUUGUAAAACGAUUUUAUUUUAUUGAAAAAAAAUUUAUGCGCUUUCAAAAAUGUUAUUGACAAUAAUAUUGUGUAUUUUAGUAUGUGUAUUUGCAGUGAUUUUUGGAAUUUUACAUUUUUUUGGAAAUCAAGAAUUACACAAUAAAACAAGACACAUUAAUGGACCAUUAAUACUUCCUCUCAUUGGAUGUGGUUAUCAAUUUAUUGGUGAUUCUGCGCAUUUUAUGAAACAACUUAUAAAAAAUAGUUGUAUUUACAAAUCACCAUUUAAAAUGACACUUGGAUCUCGUGUAUUUAUUCUCACUAAGGAUCCAGAACAGAUAAAAACUAUUCUUCAGAGUUCGAAAACAGUUGAGAAAGAUUAUGUUUAUGAUUUUGCAAAACCCUGGGUUGGCAAUGGAUUAGUGACAGCCGAACAUAAAAUAUGGCGUAAUCAUCGAAAACCGAUUCAAUCAACGUUCAAUGCAAAAAUUCUACAAACUUUUCUUGCUGUUUUUCAAAGAAAUUCAAUUUUAUUAACAAAAACAAUUGAGAAUAAACUCAAUGGUCCGGAAUUUGACAUUUCUCCCCAUAUUGCAUUCAUGGCUGUCAGUAAUAUUUGUGAAACUUCAAUGGGUGUUUCUGUAAAAACACAAAGAGAGGAAGUUGAACAAUUUAAUGAAUUUUCUAAAAGGGUAUUUAAUGUAUUGUUUAAACGAUUAAUUCAGGUGUGGUUACAUUCUGAUUUUUUAUUUAGCAUUAGUUCACUUGCAAAAAGUUUUAAUAGUUACGUUACAUAUGUUCACAAUUUCACUGAUGAGGUUAUUAAAAAAAAGAGAGAAAUUUUACAAAAAAAAUCAAAUGAAAAUCAAAGUAAUAAUAUUAAUUAUACAGAGGAUAGUUUUCAAAAGAGAAAACCAACUUUGGAUUUAUUAUUAGAAUUAUCGGAUAAUGAAGCCUUCAUGGACAAUGAACUCCGUGAUCAUGUGUUGACAUUGAUAACUGCAGGUACUGAUACCACAAGCAGAACAUUGGAUUUUGUUCUCCUAAUGUUGGCACAACAUCCUGAAGUCCAGGAAAAAGUUUAUGAGGAAAUCUUCAACAUUUACGGUUCUGAAGAACCAGAAACAAAUCCAGUGAAAUAUGAAGAUUUACAUCGUUUCAUUUAUUUAGAACGUGUUAUCAAAGAAACAAUGAGACUAUUUCCAAUUGCACCAUUUCUUCCUCGUUUGGCUUCAGAAGAUUUAGAAUUAGACGGACAAAUAGUGCCAAAAGGUUGUGCAGUGGUAGUUUUAGUUUUGGCAAUACAUCGAAAUGAACAACUUUGGCCCGAUGCAUUAAAAUUUAAUCCCGAUAGAUUUCUCUCUGAUGAAGUGAAUAAACGUCAUCCAUGUUCUUUUAUUCCAUUUAGUUUUGGUCCCAGGGAUUGUUUAGGUCGUGUCUAUGCAAUGAUGUCUAUGAAAGUGUUAAUAGUAACAUUUUUACGAAAAUAUAUUUUGAAAAAAGAUAAAAUAACAGAAAUUAAGGAUAUUGAAUUAAAAGUGGACAUAGUGCUUUUAAGUUCUAAACCCAUUACAUUAAGAAUAGAAAAAAAAACAAUGGUGCCGUUAAUAUUAUUGAGCGUAAUUAGUGUAUUAUUGGUGUAUUAUGCAAUUUUUCAUUUUUCCGGACAUAGAGAAAUUUACAAGAAAAUAGCAAAUAUUCCUGGACCAAGAGCAAUUCCUCUACUUGGAACUGUUUCCCUUUAUGUUGGAGACUCUGCACAUUUUGCUGAGGAAUUAUUAAAAAUGGGUCAAAUUUAUACUUCACCAUUUCGUGUUAUAAUUGGAACUCGAGUAUUUGUUAUCUUUAAAGAUCCAGAUCAAAUAAAAACUGUUCUUCAUAGUUCUAAGGCAGUUGAAAAAGAUUUUGUUUAUAAAUUCGCUAAACCUUGGCUGGGUAAUGGAUUAGUGUUAGCUGAACAUAAAAUAUGGCGUGUUCAUCGAAGGCUAAUACAACCGACUUUUAAUCAAAAAGUUUUACAAUCUUUUGUUACGAUAUUUCAAAAAAAUGCCCUUUCACUUGUACAGUCUGUCAAUGAAAAAAUUGACGGGCCCGAAUUUGAAUUGUCAUCCAAUAUUUUAUUCACAACUUUCACUAAUAUUUGUGAAAGUUCUAUGGGUAUCGAGGUAGAAACAAAAAGAAAUGAAAUGCUAAAUUAUUUUAAAGCAACACAAAGCAUUCUUAAUUUAUUAUUUCAACGAUUGAUUCGAAUUUGGUUACAUUGGGACAAGAUAUUUAAUUUAAGUGAAUUGUCAAAAAAAUUUUAUGGCUCCAUUAAUCAGACUCACAAUUUUACAGAUAACGUAAUACGAGAAAAAAAAGAAUAUUUGCAAAGUAUUCCUAUUGAAAAUAAAGAAGAUGAUAUAGAUAAGAGGAAACCAACUUUGGAUUUGCUACUAGAAUUAUCAGACAAUGGAGACAAAUUAACUGACCAGGAUAUUCGAGAUCAAGUGCUUACAAUGAUAUUUGCUGGAUCGGAUACCAUUGCUCGAACUACUGAAUUUCUUUUUUUUAUUCUUGCUCAACAUCCUGAAAUACAGGAUAGAGUUUACGAGGAAAUAUUCAACAUUUACGGCACUGACGAUCCGGAAGAAAAUCCAGUUAAAAGUGAAGAUUUACAACAUUUAGUUUAUUUAGAAAGAGCCAUUAAGGAGACGAUGCGUCUUUUUCCAGCUGCACCAAUGGUUGCACGUAAAGUUACUGAAGAUCUAGAAAUAGAUGGUUAUACAAUUCCCAAAGGUUGUGCAGUAGCUGCUUCUAUCAUUGCUGUUCAUCGAAGUGAAAAAUUUUGGCCUGAUCCAUUAAAAUUUGAUCCAGAUCGAUUUUUACCUGAAGAAAUACAUAAACGACAUCCGUUAGCUUUUAUGCCAUUUUUAUUUGGUUCCAGAGAUUGUAUAGGUCGAGUAUAUGCAAUGAUGCAAAUAAAAGUGCUUGCUGCAACUUUUCUGCGAAAAUAUAUUUUAAAGAAGGACAAAAUAACGGCAAUUAAAGAUAUGAAACUAAAAACAGAUGCUUUACUCAAAUUAGCUGAUCCUGCAUCUGUUCGACUAGAAAAAAGAGUGAAAUAAUAGAAAUAAUUUUUUAAAUUAAAUUUUUAAUUAGUUUCCUUUAAUUAUAUAAACGAGACAUAACUUUUGACCUAGUGAUGCAAUUUAUCAGAAAAAGUUGAUUGAGAGAAAAACAAAGUAAAAAUUAAUUUUUAAUAUCAUAAUAAUAAAAGUUUACAUAAAUCAAUUGUAUCAGAUAUCAAAGAAGCAACAAAAAGGUUGCAACAAAAAAAAAAUACAAUAAAUUUAGAAAUAAAUAAAAGUAAAAUAGAUAAUAAAAAAUAAACUAAUUAAUAUUUUUUUCAAAUAUGAUUAUACAUUGUAGACUUAAUAAUGCAAAAAAUUUCAAAGUAAAAUUAAAUAUUCAAAGUUUUUUAUUAAUAUCAUUUACGACAUUUACAUAUCAGAAGGUCAUUCGAUAUUCUCAUGUAGCAUUAUUAAAAUGUAUGUAUUUAAUGAAUGCAAUGUAGUCAAUGAAAAACUGAUAAC